Penicillium vulpinum is the source of this 537-nucleotide messenger RNA. RefSeq lists its product as uncharacterized. The coding region runs from base 1 to 537 and encodes 178 amino acids. NCBI's taxonomy places the organism in Eukaryota, Fungi, Ascomycota, Eurotiomycetes, Eurotiales, Aspergillaceae. The record is from RefSeq and is a predicted model, not a curated record. The transcript is spliced from 2 exons.
AUGCCUGUUUCCACAUCUCUAGAUUCCAAGCCGACGGUCUCACCGACAGGUCCCACUGGCGCUUUCAUGGUCGAGUUGCUGAUCUGGAACGGGUCGCCCUUCAAUGAUCACUGGGCUUAUUUUGUUAGGUCUCGUGCGGACCCUAAUAUCGGCGUAAAGAUACAUGCGACCGGUAAUGUGAGAAAUGGCUUCGAGUUCAAAAUUAAGCGCAGUGAAAACUUGCAAACAACUGAUGACAUCCCGUCGACAAGGGUCCCACUGCAAUGGUUAGACGCAGGGUACUUUGACGAGACGACUAUGCUUAACGACGGAAAAUACAAAAUUGACAAUAUGCCUGUUUGUCGUUUCGAGAGGAGCGUUUACGCGAUCAAAGCUCCAGGAAAAAGUCUGAACACAGUCAGUGACGGGGCCAAACCAGGUAGGAAAGUUAUUCAGAGGGAUUGUCAAACAUGGAUUGUCGAAUCUGCCGAUCAACUUCGCCGUGACAACAUUUUGAGCAAUGAGGUUGUCGCUUAUCUUCAUGCAAUUCAACAAUAA